Messenger RNA from Suncus etruscus (white-toothed pygmy shrew), 3189 nucleotides. RefSeq names its product ATP binding cassette subfamily F member 3 (gene ABCF3). Lineage: Eukaryota; Metazoa; Chordata; Mammalia; Eulipotyphla; Soricidae. The transcript is spliced from 21 exons. Bases 63 to 2192 code for a protein of 709 amino acids. Gene Ontology annotation, molecular function: ATP binding; ATP hydrolysis activity. The record is from RefSeq and is a predicted model, not a curated record.
GGGGGGCGGGGCUCGGCCAGGGAGUCUACGGCGCCUGCGCAGGACGGGAGCCGUCCAGGAACAUGGCGACUUGCGCCGAGAUCCUGCGGAGCGAGUUUCCCGAGAUUGACGGGCAGGUCUUCGACUACGUGACGGGCGUCUUGCACAGCGGCAGCGCCGACUUCGAGUCUGUGGAUGACCUGGUGGAAGCCGUGGGGGAGCUGUUGCAGGAGGUGUCCGGGGACAGCAAGGAUGACGCGGGCAUCAGGGCGGUGUGCCAACGCAUGUACAACACUCUGCGCCUGGCCGAGCCACAGAGCCAGGGAAACAGCCAAGUCCUCUUGGACGCGCCCAUCCAGCUAUCUAAGAUAACAGAGAACUACGACUGUGACACUAAGCUUCCAGGACUGCUAAAGCGUGAACAGUCCUCGACCGUGAAUGCAAAGAAACUUGAGAAGGCUGAGGCGCGACUGAAGGCAAAGCAAGAGAAGCGCUCGGAGAAGGACACUCUCAAGACCAGCAACGCCCCAGUCUUGGAAGAGGCAUCGGCCAGCCAAGCAGGCAGCAGGAAAGAGAGUCGCUUGGAAUCAUCUGGCAAAAACAAAUCGUAUGACGUGCGGAUUGAGAACUUUGAUGUGUCUUUUGGUGAUAGGGUCUUGCUGACUGGAGCAGAUGUGAACCUGGCGUGGGGGCGUCGCUAUGGGCUAGUGGGUCGCAAUGGACUAGGCAAAACGACACUGCUGAAGAUGCUGGCCACAAGGAGCCUGCGGGUUCCAGCCCACAUUUCCCUGCUCUACGUGGAACAGGAGGUGGCUGGGGAUGAUACCCCCGCCCUGCAGAGCGUGCUGCAGAGCGACACUGUACGUGAAGGUCUCCUGCAGCAGGAGCGUGAGCUCAGCGCCCAGAUUGCGGCUGGCAGGGCUGAAGGUUCAGGAGCAACACAGCUGGCAGAAAUCUAUGCCAAGUUGGAGGAAAUUGAGGCCGACAAGGCUCCUGCUAGGGCUUCAGUCAUUCUGGCGGGGCUGGGCUUCACCCCUUCGAUGCAGCAGCAGCCCACCCGGGAGUUCUCUGGUGGCUGGAGGAUGAGAUUGGCCCUGGCCCGGGCCUUGUUUGCCAGGCCGGAUCUUCUGCUGUUGGAUGAACCCACGAACAUGCUAGAUGUCAGGGCUAUCCUAUGGCUGGAGAAUUACUUGCAGACAUGGCCCUCCACAAUCCUCGUCGUCUCCCAUGAUCGCAACUUCCUCAAUGCUGUCGCCACUGACAUCAUUCAUCUGCACAGUCAGCGGCUCGACGGGUACAGGGGCGACUUUGAGACUUUCAUCAAGAGCAAGCAGGAGCGUCUCCUCAACCAGCAGCGUGAAUAUGAAGCGCAGCAGCAGUACCGCCAGCACAUCCAGGUUUUCAUUGACCGGUUCCGCUACAAUGCCAACAGGGCCUCUCAAGUGCAGAGCAAGAUCAAGAUGCUGGAGAAGCUACCUGAGCUGAAACCGGUGGACAAGGAGAUUGAGGUAGUGAUGAAGUUCCCUGAUGGCUUUGAGAAGUUCUCUCCACCAAUCCUGCAGCUGGAUGAAGUGGAUUUCUACUAUGACCCGAAGCACGUCAUCUUUAGCCGUCUCUCUGUCUCUGCCGAUCUCGAGUCCCGCAUCUGUGUGGUGGGGGAGAAUGGAGCUGGGAAAUCAACCAUGCUAAAGCUGCUUAUGGGGGACCUGACCCCUGUUCGGGGCAUCAGGCAUGCUCACAGGAACCUGAAAAUCGGCUAUUUCAGCCAGCACCACGUGGAACAGCUGGACCUGAAUGUCAGCGCUGUGGAACUGCUGGCACGCAAGUUUCCUGGACGGCCUGAGGAGGAGUAUCGGCACCAGCUUGGUCGCUAUGGCAUCUCGGGAGAGCUAGCCAUGCGCCCUGUAGUCAGCCUGUCUGGGGGACAGAAGAGCCGGGUCGCCUUCGCGCAAAUGACCAUGCCCUGCCCUAAUUUCUACAUUUUGGAUGAACCCACAAAUCACCUGGAUAUGGAAACGAUUGAGGCUCUGGGCCGGGCACUCAACAACUUUAGGGGUGGAGUGAUCUUGGUGUCCCACGACGAGCGCUUCAUCCGGCUGGUGUGCCAGGAGUUGUGGGUGUGUGAAGGUGGUGGUGUGACCCGGGUCGAGGGGGGCUUCGACCAGUAUCGUGCCCUUCUCCAGGAACAGUUCCGCCGGGAGGGCUUCCUCUAGGAGCCCCGAGGCACCAGGACUGCCUGGGUUGUGGACUGUUCAUCUAGACCCUUGGGCCACUGCUCCAACCACCAUUUCCAGGCAAGAGACUUGCCACAGUUUUGGGGACAGCCUUACUUCCAAAUCUCCUCCUGACUGGAGCGGCUCACACACGGCUCAGCCAGUGGCAUCUCCUUGUCAGGGAGGACCCACCGGUCUUCCAAGGGGAAAGGGCCCAGGGUGUCUGCUAGUAACUGGGUCCCUGUGGCUGCUGUGUCAAUUAAACCACCCACCCCCUGGCAUCUUCCUGGCCUGGUCUCUGUGGCUCCAAAGCCCUGCUGCAGUGUGGUCCCAGCUCUCUCUGCUCCAGUUUGGUAUUUUCUGUGAUGCUUUGUAUGGAUCCUCCAGAGGAAGCCAUGGCGGCCUCAGCCUUGCCCCCUGGGAGGAGAGACUCUUCCAGCCACAGGGAUUUGGGGGAUCAACUGCCGGUCGGUCUUCAAUGUUUGCCAAACUCAUGACUCAGGGGAGUAUGUUCCAGCACUAAUGGGGGUCCUGACCUGACUCCAUUUCAGCCUCAGCUGAAGAAAGGGGCCUUGGGGACGUGAACUGAGUCUGUAAUCGGCCUCAAUCUGGUUGGCAACAGCUCUACAUGCUCUUGGGCUUGGCCUGCCUGUGUGUCUUCGCUGGACCUGUGAUGUGGAAGAGAAGCCGAGAAACUGUCUUUGUCACCAUUUGGCCUGAGUAGUUUGCUGUGUUUUGUUUUCCUUCCAAACCCAUAGGGACACUCGGGAAGUGGGCAGAUGAGAAUGGCAAAGAUCCAUGGACAGAUCCAGGACACUUUGCCAAAAUGAAGCUGAAUUUCAAGUGGGGGGGGGUAUUUAAUAGUGCUUAUGGUGCCAGAGAGAGGACAGCAAAUAUGCUUGCCUUGCACGUGACUGACCUGGAUUCAAUCCCCAGCACCCCAUACAGUCCUUUGAGCCUGCUGGGGUGAGCUCUGAGCACUACCAGGUGUGACACC